Messenger RNA from Clupea harengus (Atlantic herring), 2599 nucleotides. It is a transcript of the gene ap3m2, whose product is annotated as adaptor related protein complex 3 subunit mu 2. NCBI's taxonomy places the organism in Eukaryota, Metazoa, Chordata, Actinopteri, Clupeiformes, Clupeidae. Gene Ontology annotation, biological process: vesicle-mediated transport; intracellular protein transport. The record is from RefSeq and is a predicted model, not a curated record. Gene Ontology annotation, cellular component: clathrin adaptor complex.
CAGCCUUACGUCAGUCGCUCACAACAGGCGGGACGAAUAACGGGGAAGACUGGCUUAGCAACAUUAUUUCAUCUUUCAUCUAUUAGUACAAGAUAUAAACGGAAAUUUCAGAUAGGAAAACCAAAACGAGUCAAGAUGAUCCACAGCCUAUUCCUGGUGAACUCUUCGGGGGACAUCUUCCUGGAGAAACACUGGAAGAGUGUUGUGAGCCGUUCCGUGUGUGAUUACUUCUUCGAGGCUCAGGAACGCGCCACUGAGCCCGAGAACGUUCCCCCGGUCAUUCCGACCCCUCACCACUACCUCAUCAAUGUGCUCAGACACAAGAUAUUCUUUGUAGCUGUCAUUCAGACAGAGGUGCCUCCGCUCUUUGUCAUCGAGUUCCUUCACCGAGUGGUGGACACAUUCCAGGACUAUUUUGGAGUUUGUAGUGAAGCUGCCAUUAAAGACAAUGUAGUUGUUGUGUACGAGCUGCUGGAGGAGAUGCUUGACAACGGUUUCCCUCUGGCCACCGAGUCCAACAUCCUCAAAGAACUGAUCAAGCCUCCCACCAUCCUUCGCACAGUGGUCAACACUAUCACAGGAAGCACUAAUGUAGGGGAGCAGCUUCCAACCGGCCAGCUCUCUGUUGUACCUUGGCGUCGCACAGGAGUGAAAUACACUAACAAUGAGGCAUAUUUUGAUGUGGUGGAAGAGAUUGAUGCUAUCAUUGACAAGUCAGGUUCCACUAUUACUGCAGAGAUCCAGGGAGUGAUUGAUGCCUGUGUGAAGCUGACAGGCAUGCCUGACCUCACUCUCUCAUUUAUGAACCCCCGUCUGCUGGAUGAUGUCAGUUUCCAUCCGUGUGUGCGGUUUAAGCGCUGGGAGGCCGAGCGAAUUCUCUCUUUCAUUCCUCCAGAUGGAAACUUCCGGCUGCUCUCGUACCAUGUCAGCUCGCAGAACCUGGUGGCGAUCCCAGUGUACGUGAAGCACAACAUCACCUUCAGGGAGAACAGCUCCCAGGGCCGCUUCGAGCUGACGCUGGGGCCCAAGCAGACCAUGGGCAAGGCCGUGGAGUCCGUGCUGGUGAGCAGCCAGCUGCCACGGGGCGUCCUCAACGCCAACCUCAACGCCUCGCAGGGCACUUACACCUUCGACCCAGUCACCAAGCUCUUAUCGUGGGAUGUUGGUAAGAUCAACCCCCAGAAGCUUCCCAGUCUAAAGGGUUCCAUGAGCAUGCAAACUGGUGCCUCUAAACCAGAAGAGAACCCCACCUUCAACAUCCAGUUCAAGAUCCAGCAGCUGGCCAUAUCAGGACUGAAGGUUAAUCGAUUGGACAUGUAUGGAGAAAAGUACAAACCGUUCAAAGGCAUCAAGUACAUGACCAAAGCUGGCAAAUUCCAGGUCCGGACAUAGAUCCCGAUACAUUUCCAGGCCACUUCCUUGAUAGGGAUAAGGGUUUGCGGGAGGUAGACAGGCAGUGAAACAAAACAAAAGGGGAUUGGAAUGAGUACGUUCCUCGUGCAAAAUGCACCUCAGGAUUUCUAAUGCGAACUCCAGACUCUGAUGUCACGCUGACAAAAUGUAUAAGAGCAUAUGGGAAAGCAGUCGGGGGAAUUUGCGAUGAUCAGCAACACGAAACAGCAGGCUCUCCCCUCUCAGCGCAACAGGGUCUGGAGUUUCGGUGGUCAAAGCCUGAAAUUGGGUUCCCUUUACCUGUUUCUUAAUCCGUACCCGUUUCUAGGAGUUCCAUCUGAAAUCUGUCACAGAGAAAAACGAAACGUUUAUUAACGAAUCUUCUCUCUCGAGAACAACCUUUUGUUUCAUUAUGAUCUCUAGUGAGGUUGGGUCUCCUCCCAUCCCUGCUAGUUGUGUUUUGCCCCUGAAUGAUCAUUUCAAUCCAAGGCGUCUUGUUUCUUUCAUUUGCAUUACAUCAGCAUAAUUGCAUCUGGUUUUAUUCUCAUCUUGCUUGAUUUGAUUUUCACUGCUGCCACUUAUCAGCCUUUCGAAUGAUAUCCUUUUUCUUUGGGUGGAGGGGUGGGUUUGGGUAUUUUCUCACUACAUUAUCAUAUUAUACAGUUAUUCAGAAGGUCCAUAUAAGGAUUUACAGACCUUGGAAUUAUUCUGAACCAUGUCACCUGAAAGCAGUUUAGAUUAAUUUAAUUAGCAUUGUUGUUAAUGACCUUGAUUGAUUUUGUCAUACACAACAAAUUUGUUUUUAAAUCCAUCCAUAGUCCGACUAACAGGACUACAAUAUUCAAUGUACAUUCCAGUUAUAGUCAUCACUAUACAAUGCAGUUUAGGGUUGAGUGCAAGAGACAUCUCCAUUUCACUGCCUCCGUCCGCCUCUCAAUGUGGACAGGUGGAGAACAGUAAUGUGCGUUAUAUUUAUUCAUACUGACUUUCAGAGGACCUUUAUUUCAUUGCCAGUGAACUGUUUGUCCAUCUGACUCUGUGUAGCAAUGCACUGAAGGGUGCCUGCUUCCAAAUCAGUGGCAGGAUGCCUACAUUAAUGCUGUACCUUUUGUGUUUUGUGUUUAUGAGGUGUUUUUUUGUCCCUUUUAUUUUGUCAAAUGAAUACAGAUGGUUUUACAGUGCUAUGAAAUAAAAGACUGAAAACUGA